Messenger RNA from Gekko japonicus, 1309 nucleotides. It is a transcript of the gene STARD4, whose product is annotated as StAR related lipid transfer domain containing 4. Gene Ontology annotation, cellular component: endoplasmic reticulum; cytosol. Gene Ontology annotation, molecular function: cholesterol transfer activity; cholesterol binding. NCBI's taxonomy places the organism in Eukaryota, Metazoa, Chordata, Lepidosauria, Squamata, Gekkonidae. The record is from RefSeq and is a predicted model, not a curated record. The transcript is spliced from 6 exons. Gene Ontology annotation, biological process: intracellular cholesterol transport; cholesterol transport involved in cholesterol storage; cholesterol import. The coding region runs from base 100 to 723 and encodes 207 amino acids.
CGGAGCACCGUAGUCCUUGGAGGUGCGAAUCGUGGCCAGAGGGGCAUCUCGUGCUGCACAAGGACCCUUCGCUGCCAGAGGGCCUGAAGGCAAAAGGGAAUGGCUGACUUCCUGGAUGUAGGUUCUGUGGCUACAAAGCUAAGAAACACGCUCAUCCAGUACUACAACACUGAAGAUGAUGAAUGGAGAAUGAUUAAGGCCACAAAAAACACUACGAUUUGGCGUAAGCCAUCAGAAGAAUUCAGUGGAUACCUUUACAAAACACAAGGGAUUGUGGAAGAUAUUGCCAACAGAAUAGUGGAUCACAUACGUCCUGGACCUUAUCGGCUACAUUGGGACAGUCUCAUGACCACAAUGGAUGUUGUUGAAGAGUUUGAAGAGAAUUGCUGUGUGAUGCGUUAUACCACUGCUGGCCAGCUGUGGAACAUCAUUGCACCAAGAGAGUUUGUUGAUUUCUCUUACACAACGGACCAUGAAGAUGGGCUUCUAUCAUGUGGUAUUAGCCUAGACUAUGGUGAAGUAAGGCCUUGUUUUGUCCGAGGAUUCAACCACCCCUGCGGCUGGUUCUGUAUCUCGCUCAAAGAUAAUCCUGGGCACAGCCUCCUGACUGGCUUUAUCCAAACGGAUCUGCGUGGGAUGCUCCCCCAGGCUGCGGUGGAUGCUGCCAUGGCUAGCACCCUGACGACCUUUUAUUCUGAUCUCAGAAAAGCUCUGAAGGCAUAACGGGGGUCCAUUCUUGCAGCAUUUUAAAAAAACUCAGGGUACGCCAAAAGCUUCCUGCAUGAAGGCCAGCAGUGUUUUCCUUUGAGAUGCCAGGAGCUGCACAGAUCAAAUGGAAGCGUUUCCUCUUAGGGCCCAGGGGGCUUCUUUGGACUGUAGCUGUGGAAAAGUCAUAGAAAUGUUUCAGAUAAUGUCCAAAGAUCUGCACGCACCCUAGCUCAAGACAGUGUUAUGUUCUUUGCUUUCUUCUCUGAAACAAGCGCCCAGCCCACAACAAUUUAAGCUGAGAUAAUGGGAAACAUGCUGUGUUCAUCUUGUGGAUUUGAAAGGGACUCGGUUGGCUUACAUUUAAGCCCUUAGAGCUAACCACGCUAUGGAUCAGUUCUUUUGUUUGUGAGUGGGCACACAGCCCAAUACCACAAGGGAGAUAUAUCCGCAAAUUCCCUUGCCGAACUGGGAAUAUUGUGUGCUGAUGGUGUAGUCAGACAUAAGAAUGUGAGUUUGCAUUUGAGGCUCUUGCAGUUAUGAGGAAUCCACAGUGUGGAUAGAGGAGCAAUAUCCCCUCUAAUUCCCCCCCCCCUUCUGAGCA